UUAUUAUUUUUUUUUCUUCUUUCCACUACAGCUCAGUUUUCUCUAUCAAGCCCUAGACCGACAGUUACAAACUGGCGCUCGAACGAUUCCUUGAGCUCGUACAGUAUCUUAUCGAGUCUUUGUCUACAAACAAUUCUCAGAACUUUUUUUUUUCCUCUCCUCUUGCUAGGCCUCUAUCUAUAUUCUUCGCCACCCCUCAACCUACCCUACCCUCCCUUAGUGCACGACGAGCGAACAACCCUCGCGUCCCUUCUUAAACCCCUCUAUUACUUCGUCCGAUAUUACAGUCUAUAUCCGGUAACGAUGCCCUGCUUUAAGGGCAUCGCUGUGAGCAUCCAUGCGAAUUCUGCCCCGCUCCCAGAAUAUGGAAUGCAAAAGCAGUCUCGUCUAUCUCGCAUCAGCACAUACAUACCUGUUCCUCAACCUCAGCUAAACCCGGAAACUUCUAAACAUGAGGCAGCAAAGUUCGCCAUUUCGAUAACGCUUUUAACCCCCGGUCAUCCCAUUCCUUAUACCGCUCCGAAACCAACUGCGGCCAAUCCUUACCCGAAACCUCUCUACGCUGGACCUCUAAUACCCUCAGGCUCUGAUCCUUCGAAGCAUGCCAACACCGUUACACCCUAUAUUCCUAUGACGAAUUCGGAGAACGAAACCAUUGCUGCAUAUAUUUACUUCGACGGGCGAGCUAAGGAGGAGGUCGCUACUCUGCUACGACCCGGUGAAGAGACUUGGGUUAAUAGUCGUUGGGUUCAAGUUCCUGAGAGUGAGGGUGGCGGUCUUGCCGAACGUGAAUUUUUAUUCCGAGAGGUUGGUUUAGAAAGAUGGCUUAACGGCUUAGACCUCAAGGGCCAUGAUGCCGCAGAAAAAGUCGAGAAACGAAGACAGAAGUUUGAGCGACGUCAUCGCCGCCACAGGUCCACCCCUCACGGCGGCGACGCGAACACGGAAAAGGUUCCCCGCCCCCGCGAUACCCUAGCCUACGGUGGGGAGGACCAAUCGCCCGUGGCAACCCCUGAUGACUCGGACGACUCCUCUAUGUCUGAUGACGACGAGCCUCCUGAGGCUACCGGACAGAUCAAGGUGGCUAUGUUCCGUGUGAUCGCUUCUGGCGAGAUCAAGAAGGGGGAGUAUUCGCCGCAGUUCGAUGCCCACGAUGACGACGACGAGAGCGAUAGUGGAAGUAAGGGAGGCAAUAACGGCGCCAUCGAUGCUGAUGUCGAGCAUACCACUAGUUUUGCUAAGCCCAAAACGCUCGAUCCUAAGACAAUCAGCACUCAGACAGUAACUGGUAUAGACGGUCCAGAUAAGCCUUACGCAGUAUUUACCUUCUUCUAUCGUGGCCAACGCCAACUCGCCAAGAUGGGUUUAGUUCCUGGGUCAAAGGGGGACCAGAAGGCGUCGGGCACUAAGCGGCGAUCGACCCAACUUGACUUUUCUGGGCUUGGGCCUCUUAAACCUACCGGUACCGUAGGAUUUUCGGCCUUCAGAGAUCAAGAAGCCGAAGCCGCAAAGAGGAGGAAGGCCAGAAGGAAGAGUAGCGGCGCGAACGGCCACCUUAUGGACGAAGAUAGCGACGAUGACGAUGACAACGACGAUGAUCCCCUGGCUAAGAUGGUAGAUUCUGACGAUAAGGACGUCAAGACUACCCUUGCACCAGAGGAUGCCAGGGUCACCGGUGAGCUACAAGCCGGUAUUGACCGCAUUCGCCUUAAGCGACAGCACUCUACAGAACCAGACGCUGCAGGCGCGUCGGGUUCUCAAAAGUCACCCAGCGCAGGUCUUACAGGCGGAGAGUCAACACCUACGGAUUCUACGGCAAGCAAUCAAGCCAUUCCCAAUUCAGUCGCAAAUCUGCUUGCGAAUGCUUUUAAUGGCGAAACGAGUAUCGGAAGCCCUUUAAAGAAGCAGCGUGCAGAUGACGAGACAUUAGAUCGUUCCGUGAAUUUUCCCUCCGCUUUAGGCGAUGUACUGGCCAGGGCUACUGCGGAUCAGGAGAAGAGGGCGAAUGAGGAGCAGAUUCAAGUACAGACCUCUUUCGGCGAAGACGAAGAGCUUUAGAAGGGCGGCCACCCCCUGGCGACUUAUUUUGAGGUUUUUCUAAAGAAUCUCGCCAGCCACAUGGCCAGUUAACUUUCUUCGUUAGUCGAACCAUUUACCAGGGCCGAGAGACAAGUCGAGUUAUAAGCGCUCUCAGCGACAGGUGGUCUCAGCGCUAUCAAACAGCCGAAAGUAUAGGAUUAUUACAUACACGGAGAGAGAUGGGUGGAACUUGGGAUGACAGUGAAUUAUGUAGG
Molecule: messenger RNA, 2294 nt
Organism: Daldinia caldariorum
Lineage: Eukaryota; Fungi; Ascomycota; Sordariomycetes; Xylariales; Hypoxylaceae
Exons: 3
Coding region: 304-2058 (584 amino acids)
Source: RefSeq, a predicted model, not a curated record